Sebastes umbrosus (honeycomb rockfish) is the source of this 2741-nucleotide messenger RNA. Its product is annotated as cytochrome P450 1B1-like. Gene Ontology annotation, biological process: progesterone metabolic process; hormone biosynthetic process. Bases 220 to 1812 code for a protein of 530 amino acids. NCBI's taxonomy places the organism in Eukaryota, Metazoa, Chordata, Actinopteri, Perciformes, Sebastidae. Gene Ontology annotation, molecular function: steroid 17-alpha-monooxygenase activity; iron ion binding; heme binding. The transcript has a single exon. The record is from RefSeq and is a predicted model, not a curated record.
CUUGAACCUGAUCGAGCCCUUCUCACUAGCUUCUGUGGCCGAGGGGGGAGACAGCAUGAGAGUGCAGCUUGGAGUCCUUUUAUUUUAGCUAUUUUGGCAGUCCGAUUAUAACAUAGAAAUUGAAAAAAACAUAAAGACAUUUUAAUGUAUAAUGAACAAAGAAAGACCGCUUGAAAUGGUCUCCUGUUUUUAGUGAAACUUCUUACUUGGACGCAGUGGAUGAUAGACAAACUCCAGGAUAACACAAUGGCUCAAAUGGAAGCAGAGUUUGGUGUGAAGGGCAGCAGCAUCAUCAGGGAAUGGAGCGGACAGGUCCAGCCCGCUCUCGUCGCCUCCUUCGUUUUCCUCGUCUGUCUGGAAGCCUGUCUGUGGGUCAGGAACCUCCGGCUCAAGAGAAGACUGCCGGGACCCUUCGCCUGGCCGGUGGUGGGCAACGCCAUGCAGCUGGGCCAGAUGCCUCACAUCACCUUCGCCAAGCUGGCCAAAAAAUACGGCAACGUGUACCAGAUACGGCUGGGCAGCAGCGACAUUGUGGUUCUGAACGGAGACAGUGCCAUACGCGAGGCUCUCAUACAGCACAGCACGGAGUUUGCAGGCAGACCCAACUUUGUCUCUUUUCAGGCUGUCUCAGGGGGGAAAAGUAUGACUUUCACCAAUUACAGCAAACAGUGGAAGAUGCACAGGAAAAUUGCUCAAUCAACGAUCAGAGCGUUCUCAUCUGCCAACAGUCAGACCAAAAAAGCCUUUGAGCAGCAAAUUGUGGCUGAGGCCACAGAGCUAGUUGAGAUUUUCCUUAAACUCAGUGCUCAGGGGCAGUAUUUCAACCCCGCUCAUGAGCUGACAGUAGCUGCAGCUAAUGUGAUUUGUGCCUUGUGCUUUGGAAAACGUUAUGGACACGAGGAUGUUGAGUUCAGAGCCUUGUUGCAGAGGGUGGAUAAGUUUGGAGAGACAGUAGGGGCUGGUAGCAUGGUAGACGUGAUGCCAUGGCUUCAGCGUUUCCCGAAUCCAGUCCGCAGCAUGUUCAAGAACUUCAAAGACCUGAAUCAAGAGUUCUUUGGGUUCAUCCAGAACAAGGUGGAGGAGCACAGAGAGACAUAUGAUCCGGAGGUAACGAGGGAUAUGAGUGAUGCCAUUAUUGGCGUGAUUGACAAGGCUGACAGCGACAACGGCCUCACCAAAGGCCACACAGAGGGGACGGUGUCAGAUUUGAUUGGUGCCGGUCUGGAUACCAUCUCCACUGCUCUUCACUGGAUUCUCCUUCUGCUGGCUAAACACCCCGAAAAACAAACCAAACUCCAUGAGCUCAUCGACAAAGUUGUGGGGCGAGACAGGCUGCCAUCAAUCGAGGACAGGAGCAGCCUGGCCUACCUGGAUGCCUUCAUCUACGAAACCAUGCGCUUCACCAGCUUCGUCCCCGUCACCAUCCCCCACUCCACAACCUCAGACGUCACCAUCGAGGGCCUCCACAUCCCCAAAGACACGGUGGUCUUCAUCAAUCAGUGGUCCAUCAAUCACGACCCCUUGAAGUGGAAGGAUCCACAAAUCUUUGACCCCUCACGCUUCCUGGAUGAAAACGGCUCCCUAGACAAGGAUCUCACCAACAAUGUCAUGAUCUUCUCAGCAGGGAAGAGAAAAUGUAUUGGGAACCAGAUUGCCAAAGUUGAGAUAUUUUUGUUCUUCGCGAUUCUACUCCACCAAUGCAUCUUUGAGAAACGUGCAAAUGAGGACCUGUCUUUAAACUGCUCCUACGGUCUAACACUGAAGCCUUUAGAUUACAAGAUCACUGCCAAACUCAGGGGGGAACUACGAUAAAACUGUUAUAAACUGUCCUCCAAUGCAAAGCAAUAUAAGGUAUGUGUUCUAAAAUAAACAUCUAUGCCUUGUAUCACAGAGGACUUUUAUGUAAAAGCUUUAAUUGACCCAAAACAUGCAAAUGAUAAGCUUUCUUACUUCUGCUGACAUUUAAAAUUGUGACUCAUUGAGAACAUUGUUAUUUCACUCUGUUACACAAUUUCUGCCAGUGAAUGUAUUAAAAGUAAGCACCCUGUAAAUGGCAUCAGAAAGCAUGUGAGUCAUAUCUGGACUCAACAGCAAUUUCACUCCUCAACUGUGAAAAACUGUGAUUGACUGAGAACCUAAAUAUAUCUCUACUGGCUCUGCCACAUCAUGUAAGCAACAGGAAAAAAAGAGUAAUGAAAGUUUUGAUGUGUUUGCCCAAAACCACAAUUCAUAAUAAACCCCUAAGAAUGUAUUGUUAUUUAUAUGAGGGUAUUUAGCGGAGUCACCCUAAACUGCAAUAUAAACCGGUGGUGAUGUAUAAAUUUCACUUUUAGCAUUUUGUUUUUCUCGCUCAUGGGGAGAAAUCAUGUGCCAGCUGUGUGGUCUCAGUUAUUCACCCUGACACUCAUUUAUCUCCUUUUGUAUUGAAACUUUUCAUGUGUAAACUUUAAUACAAACACAGCGUGCAUGCAUGUACUCUUGAAUCAUGCAUAAUACUGUUGUAUUCUGAUAAUAACUCAUGUCACAUGUAACAUAGUGUAUGUCUAAAAGCCACUAACUUAACAGUUGGUUAUACUCCUUCCUUUACUACAUAAUAUAUCACUGUACGACAUGAUUUAUUAGCCAUACCGCAUUGUGUGAAUAAUAAGCUGUUUAGAAUAGCUACAAAAUGUUUUCAUAAUGACCCAGUGUGAUGCUGUCUGUACUCUACAAUAAACAUUUUGUAUUGGUUUCUAACUGAA